Dermacentor albipictus is the source of this 1429-nucleotide messenger RNA. RefSeq names its product methylglutaconyl-CoA hydratase, mitochondrial. Gene Ontology annotation, cellular component: mitochondrion. The record is from RefSeq and is a predicted model, not a curated record. Gene Ontology annotation, biological process: fatty acid beta-oxidation. Gene Ontology annotation, molecular function: catalytic activity. Lineage: Eukaryota; Metazoa; Arthropoda; Arachnida; Ixodida; Ixodidae.
UUGCCAGCCAGAGAUGUGUGGAACUUUCUGUUAGAUCUUUCAUAAACAGAAGAAAAUAAAAACGGCUGUAACUGUUCACACGCGCUCUCGAUCUCGAAGCAAGUUCGAGCGUAGCCACCGACCAUGCCUCGGACACACAAAGUAGCGGGAGGCGUUGCCGCUUUUGGUGCCAUUUUCUCAGAAUUCGAGAUUGUUGGAUGCGAGAUCUCUGAGGCUGUAUCAGCGACGUGCAGAACAGCGGGGUAGUUUUUGGGGCUUUGUCUGUGGCUAUUGGCUUUGCGUUGUGGCAUUGUCGUCUUCCUGUGGCAGCAGCGGCGAGUGGCGUGGUCGGCUGCUUUCGUAUCUUCCGAGGAGGCGUGAGCGUAGAUUUUUCGUAUAGACGACGAGGCUCUCGACUACGUGCAAACAGAGGGACGAUCUCGACGAGCGCGAUGGUGUCGACUCUCCUCGUCCGCACGCUGCUGCUGCAGCGACCGGCAGCCCGCGUCGGCAUCGGCUGCUGUAGCGGAGCGCGCCGGUACCUCUCGCAGCAACAACCCGCCGAGGCCUCCAGCUUCCCCACUUCGUCGGACGAGGUCGUCGUCGAGAAGCUGACCGGCGAGCAGUCGGGAAUCGCCGUCGUCGGGUUCAACCGACCGCGGGCCAAGAACGCCAUCGGCAAGGUGUUCCUCAAGCAGCUCGAGGCGACUCUCGACUGCCUCAGGUACGACGACUCCCUCCGGGUCCUCAUCGUGCGAAGUCUCGUGCCGGGCGUCUUCUGCGCCGGCGCCGACCUCAAGGAGCGCGCGGCCAUGCCUCUCCGCGAGGUCGCACCCUUCGUCGCCCGAAUCCGUGGCGCGACGGUCGCCCUCGAAGAAAUGCCCGUGCCGACCAUCGCGGCGCUGGACGGUGCCGCUCUCGGAGGCGGACUCGAGAUAGCCCUGGCCUGCGACCUGCGCGUAGCCUCCAACUCUGCCAAGAUGGGGUUGGUCGAGACCACCCUGGCCAUCAUACCCGGCGCCGGGGGCACCCAGCGGCUACCCCGCGUGGUCGGGAGAGCCAAGGCGAAGGAGCUCAUCUUCACCGGCAGAGUCCUGGACGGCGAGCAGGCCGAGGACAUCGGACUGGUGAACUACGUGGCCGAACAGAACAAGGAAGGGAACGCCGCGUUUCAGCGGGCUCUGCAGUUAGCCGAGGAGAUAAGGCCACAGGGACCCAUCGCCCUCAGGAUGGCGAAACUGGCCAUUAACAAAGGCAUGGACGUGCCUAUUAGCAACGGACUCGACUAUGAAAAGGCGUACUACGUACAAGUGACGCAGUCUAAGGACCGGGUUGAGGGGCUGAACGCUUUCAAAGAGAAGAGGAAGCCCAACUACGUCGGGGAGUGAGGUGGCAUCUGUGCGCUGCCAAUGGUUGUGCAGGAAAUAAAAACCGGUAAUCUUGUUUGUUA